Cryptococcus wingfieldii CBS 7118 is the source of this 1854-nucleotide messenger RNA. RefSeq names its product methylenetetrahydrofolate reductase. NCBI's taxonomy places the organism in Eukaryota, Fungi, Basidiomycota, Tremellomycetes, Tremellales, Cryptococcaceae. The transcript has 5 exons. Gene Ontology annotation, biological process: tetrahydrofolate interconversion. Gene Ontology annotation, cellular component: cytosol. The coding region runs from base 1 to 1854 and encodes 617 amino acids. The record is from RefSeq and is a predicted model, not a curated record. Gene Ontology annotation, molecular function: methylenetetrahydrofolate reductase [NAD(P)H] activity; FAD binding.
AUGAAGAUCACCGACAAGCUGCAAAAAGCCGAGAAGGAAGGCCGACCAUUCUGGAGUUUUGAAUACUUUCCUCCCAGGACUGCCCAGGGCCUGCAAAACCUAUUCGACAGAAUAGAGCGUAUGCGCGACCUCGGCCCCGAGUUCAUCGACAUUACUUGGGGCGCUGGCGGUAAGAAUGCAGACUUGACAAACUCUCUCGUGGAAAUCUGCCAGUCCACCAUCGGUAUCGAAACCUGCAUGCACCUCUGCUGCACCGAAAUGCCCAAGGAAAAGGUCGAAUGGGCCCUCAAGCAAGCCAAGCAAAACGGCUGCCAAAACAUUCUUGCCCUCCGAGGUGACCCCGUUGCUGGAACGUCCACCUGGGAGCCUACCCCCGGCGGUUUCAUGAACGCCAUCGAUCUCGUCAAGUACAUCCACCAGAACUACCCCGGAGACUUUUGCGUCGCCGUUGCUGGGUUCCCGCAGGGCCACCCCGAGUCUCCAUUGACGCCUGAAGGCAAAGAGCAAGAGAUGAAGUGGUUGAAGGAAAAGGUCGAUGCGGGUUCCGACUUCAUCUUUACCCAAAUGUUUUACGACACCGACAUCUUUUUCGACUGGGUCAAGCGGGUCAGGGCUGCGGGUAUCACCGUACCCAUCAUCCCCGGUAUCAUGCCAAUCCAGAACUGGGAAAAGUUUGACAAGUGGGUCCAGCGAGAAAACAUUAUCGUCCCCCAGCACUUUUACGAUGCCCUCAACCCCGUCAAGGGCGACGACGAAAAGGUCCGCCAAGUCGGUACCAAGCUUGUUGCAGAGAUGUGCCGAAAGAUCUUGGAGAACAAGGAGGCGGGUAUCAAGGGUCUGCAUGUGUACACUUUAAACUUGGAGAAGGGCGCGAGGAUGUUGUUGCAGGAGCUCGGAUUCGAAGGCAGGAGGGAGCAGAUUGCGCCUUUGCCCUGGAGGCCUAGUUUGACGCCAAGCAGGAGGGACGAGACUAUCAGACCAAUCUUUUGGGCCAAUCGAACGCGGUCAUACAUCUCCAGAACCGAAGACUGGGACGAGUUCCCCAACGGGCGAUGGGGUGAUUCCCGAUCUCCUGCUUAUGGCGAUCUUGACGGAUACCCCGUAUCCAUUGGCAUCUCUACCACUGAAGCUUACAACCUCUGGGGCAACCCCACCACCACCGCCGAGAUCUACAACCUCUUUGCUCGCUUCUGCCGAGGCGAACUGACCAAGCUCCCAUGGUCUACCCAGCCUCCUGCUUCCGAGACCUCCGUCAUCACCGACCAGCUCUCCAAGAUGAAUGAGCUCGGUUACUUGACCAUCAACUCGCAGCCUGCCGUCGACGGUGUGGCGAGCGACGACAAGGUCCACGGAUGGGGUCCCUCGGGCGGGUAUGUCUAUCAGAAGGCAUACCUCGAGUUCUUUGUCUCCCCCGAGCUUCUCUCGCCGUUGAUCAGGCGGAUCGAGCGUGACCCUCGUAUCACCUACUAUGCCGUCAACAAGCAAGGUGACCUCCGAACCAACACCCAUAGCGAAGGCCCUAACGCCGUCACUUGGGGUGUCUUCCCUGGCAAGGAGAUCAUCCAGCCCACCAUCGUUGAGGCCGUGUCCUUUGUCGCGUGGAAGGACGAAGCUUUCGAGCUCGGUCUCCAGUGGGCCAACCUUUACCCCGCGGGUUCUCCCUCCAGAGAGCUGGUGACAAAGGUGAUGAACAAUUCAUAUCUCGUCAACAUUGUUGCCAACGACUUUAGGGAUGGUCUGUCCAUCUUUGAGCCCUUCUUGCUCGAUCAGACGCCUGUCGGCAAAGUCGUCGAAGGCGUGAAAGACGUCGUGGAGGGCGUCGUGGAGGGCGUGAAGAGCGUCGUGGCGGAGUAG